This is a messenger RNA of Pyricularia grisea, 816 nucleotides long. RefSeq lists its product as uncharacterized. The transcript has a single exon. The coding region runs from base 1 to 816 and encodes 271 amino acids. The record is from RefSeq and is a predicted model, not a curated record. NCBI's taxonomy places the organism in Eukaryota, Fungi, Ascomycota, Sordariomycetes, Magnaporthales, Pyriculariaceae.
AUGGUUUCCACAACAAUUCAAACAACUUUACCAACCUCACAACAACAACAACCCACCGCCAGGCCAGCAUCUCCACUGCUUGCAUCCCCAUUCAGGAGAAAGACCAUGAGCAUCACACAAACAUACUACCUGGCCCACAAGGCCCGGGCCAAGCUCUCCUCCGAGGCUCAGCGCCCCGAUCACAACCUCCGAAAGCUCGUCGGCAGCGCCAACCUGCUCGACGCCCUCAUGAUGGAGCUCGCCGACGCCGAGCGUGAACAGGAGUCUUGGUUCAACCAGUCCGUCCGUGCCAGCACAACACCCAAGAACGCAGAGAGGAGGGUGCAAUGGGCAGACACCGUCGUCGAGGAGCCCGAAGAUGACUGGGAGGCCGAUGACGCAGCAUCUGACUCUUCCGAUGAGGAGAGCGAAUUCGACGACGACGAGGACGUUGAGAUGGCAGACAUUGUCUCUCUGACCAGGGUAUCUUCUGCUGUCAACAAGACUGCCGUUUCCAUGGCCGCACAAGACAGUGAAUACUUUGACGACGAUGAGGACGACUACGAGCACCUGUCCUUGACGAGGUCACCAUCACACUCGGCCUCGCCGCCACCCCUGCCCGACUUGGACGAGGACGACUCGGACGUAUCAGAGGACGAGUCCAUGCCGCCGUCACCGGAAACGGCCGCUCUGCCUGCAUUCAACGAGGAGGCCAAGCAACAACAAGAAACACAAUCACCACCGACAUCCCCAACAGGGCAAGGGUUCUACAGUGAAGGAUACUACAUCCCACCUAGGAACCCUGCUGGGCUGAUCUCGGCCAUCUCGGUCUACUGA